AUGGCGGCGGCGAUCAAAGGGAUGGUCAGCAAAAACAAGAUCAGAUACAAAGCCGGCGGCUUUGAUCUCGACCUCUCAUAUAUCUCGCGAAACAUAAUAGCGAUGGGUUUCCCGGCGGAGACGUUGGAGCGGUUCUACCGGAACCACAUCGACGACGUCGUGCGCUUCUUCGAGACCAAACACCGUAACAAUUAUCAGAUCUACAAUCUGUGCGCCGAAUCCAAGCGCCGAUACGACACGACUAAGUUCGGGUGUAAAGUGAUCGAAGAGUACGCCUUCCAGGACCACAAUCCGCCGCCGUUUGAACUCUUGCAGCCCUUCUGCGAAGACGUGCACCGAUGGCUGACCGCCGACCCAAACAACGUGAUCGCCAUUCACUGCAAAGCGGGCAAAGGCCGGACCGGAGUGAUGAUAUGCGCGUACCUGAUCCACGCCGGCGAGUGUGACAUCAGCGACGGCGGCGAUACCGUGAAGAUCUCCAGCGGCGACAAAGCGCUCGAGUAUUACGGCCGCCACCGGACGCACGACAUGAAGGGCGUGACGAUACCGAGUCAGAAGCGGUACGUCUAUUACUACGAAGAACUAGUCAAACAGGGCCUCCGGUAUCAGUCGGAACCGUUGCGGCUGACGGCCAUCGCUCUGUCGACGAUUCCCAUCUACAACGGCGGCGCUAUUGUCCUGUUGUGCGAAAUCAUUCAAUUGCCGAAACAGAAGUUAAAAUCGCUGGAAAUCGAUGUGAAGAAGGGCUCAAAGUUCCUGCACUACGCCCUCACCGACGAUGUCGUACUUCGCGGUGACAUUAAAGUGGAGUUUUAUAUUAAAAAUAAGUUAACGAAAGAGAAGAUCUUUCAGUUCUGUUUCAAUACGUUUUUUGUGAAGAGCAGCGGUUCCAACUCAGCGCCGGCCUCAGCGGCCGCGGACUCUCACCAGCAAAAUAGCGGUGGUUUUAGUUUUUCAAAUACUAGUAAUAGUGGUAGUAAUGAGUGCUUCACUCGCGGACCUAAUAGUGGUUUACAAAGUGACGGACAAAUGAAAUAUAUGUUUAAUAAUAGUGAUCACACGGACGGAGCGGCGCUGUCGGCCUGCGCUGCGGCCAGCGCUCCAGUUGUAGGCAACGGCUAUUCCAACGGACAGGUGUUUAACAAUCACCGCAAGUGUUCCGAUCGUAACAAAAGUAAUGGUAAGGAAUUGUAUUUAGUUCUGCCAAAAGACCAAUUGGACAAAGCGUACAAAGAUAAGGCCAAUCGCACCUUCACUUCAGACUUUAAGGUCAAACGACAUACUUAUGAGAACUAA
Medioppia subpectinata is the source of this 1296-nucleotide messenger RNA. The record is from the annotation of a GenBank genome assembly. Lineage: Eukaryota; Metazoa; Arthropoda; Arachnida; Sarcoptiformes; Oppiidae.